AUGCAAGAGGGGAAGGUAGUAACGGUCAAGUUCAUUAACCCUCAAAGCAGAAAGGAAGACAAGAACAAAUAUGUGUUCUCGGAUGCAAGCUUUGGCAAGAAAAGCUGGCAAUAUGUUAGCUCUGCUGUAAAUCUAUUGGAUCACAGAGUUGACAGGAUUGUCACUGAAGCAAAGAAGAUCUACAAAUCAAACAUGCAGGACGUCAUUGAAGUAUCAGACGAGGAGGAUUCUAAUGACGAGCAUGCGAACCUUGUCGAUGCUGAUUCUGAGGAUGACUAUGAUUCUUAA
Molecule: messenger RNA, 288 nt
Organism: Sparassis crispa
Lineage: Eukaryota; Fungi; Basidiomycota; Agaricomycetes; Polyporales; Sparassidaceae
Exons: 1
Coding region: 1-288 (95 amino acids)
Source: RefSeq, a predicted model, not a curated record